Messenger RNA from Scheffersomyces coipomensis, 1947 nucleotides. RefSeq names its product polo kinase (gene CDC5). The transcript has 2 exons. NCBI's taxonomy places the organism in Eukaryota, Fungi, Ascomycota, Pichiomycetes, Serinales, Debaryomycetaceae. The record is from RefSeq and is a predicted model, not a curated record. Gene Ontology annotation, molecular function: protein binding; protein serine/threonine kinase activity; ATP binding. Gene Ontology annotation, cellular component: spindle pole body; cytoplasm; spindle pole. Gene Ontology annotation, biological process: mitotic spindle organization; protein phosphorylation. Bases 1 to 1947 code for a protein of 648 amino acids.
AUGUCCAGUGUGCGUACUCAACCUUUACAACCUUUAAACAAUGAUCAAUUGAAUGUAAGGGCCAAUAAUAUAACCCCCAUAAAACCCAUCAGACGUGCAGAAGCCGCUAAACCAAAGAAGAAAAAGGAAAAAUUAUCAGCAUUAUGUAAAACUCCUCCAUCUAUCGUUAGAACUAGAACUGGUAGAGAUUACCGCCGUGGAAAUUUCCUUGGUGAAGGUGGAUUUGCAAGAUGUUUCCAAAUGAAAGAUGAUUCAGGUCAAAUUUAUGCUGCUAAAACAGUUGCCAAAGCUUCUAUUAAAAAUGAAAAGACAAAGACUAAAUUAUUAUCUGAAAUUAAAAUUCAUAAAUCUUUAAAACAUGCUAAUAUUGUUAAUUUUAUAGAUUGUUUUGAAGAUGAUAUUAAUGUUUAUAUAUUAUUAGAGAUUUGUCCAAAUCAAUCAUUAAUGGAAUUAUUAAAAACUAGAAAAAGAAUUUCUGAACCUGAAGUUAGAUUCUUUAUGGUUCAAAUUGUUGGAGCUAUUAAAUAUUUACAUUCAAGAAGAGUUAUUCAUAGAGAUUUAAAAUUAGGUAAUAUCUUUUUUGAUCCAGAAAUGAAUCUUAAAAUUGGUGAUUUUGGUCUAGCUUCAGUUUUACCUUCAACUGAUUCAAGAAAAUAUACUAUUUGUGGUACUCCAAAUUAUAUUGCACCUGAAGUUUUAGGUGGUAAAAAUACUGGUCAUAGUUUUGAAGUUGAUAUUUGGGCUAUUGGUAUUAUGAUGUAUGCUUUAUUAAUUGGUAAACCUCCAUUUCAAGCUAAAGAUGUUCAAGUUAUUUAUGAAAGAAUUAAAAAGACUGAAUAUUAUUUCCCAGAAGAUAAAGUUAUAAGUGAUUCAGCUAAAGAUUUAAUUAAAGAUUUAUUAAGUUUAAAUCCUUUAAAUAGACCAACCAUAAAUGAUAUUUUAAAUUAUGAAUGGUUUAAAGGUCCUUUCCCUGAUAAAACUCAUGAAUUAAGUUUACAUACUACUCCAAUUGGACUUCAAAAUAUUCCAAAACAAGAAUCAGCUGUCAAUUUCACUAACACAAAAGCAAAUGCUGGAAUUUAUACUCCAAAGAAUAAAAAUCCAGUUGAAAUUUUAAGAUCUGAUUUACAUUCUGAACAACCAAAAUCAAUGUUACCACAAUCAUUAUCACCAAAUGAUACUAAAAAUAAAUAUCAAGAAGUUGAUCCAAAUCAAUUAGGUAAACCAAGAAAAGUUAAUUUUAAUAGUCUUUAUUCAACUUCUAUAAAACAUCUUAAUCAAAUUUGUUUUGAAACUUAUCAAAAUAUGAGAAGAUUAGAAUAUUCAGUUCAUGAAUCAAUUGAUACUUUAGAAUUACCAAGAUGUGAAAAUCCAACUCUUAUAAGUAAAUGGGUUGAUUAUUCAAAUAAAUAUGGAUUUUCAUAUCAAUUAAAUAAUGAUGAUAUUGGAGUAUUAUUUAAUGAUGAUAAUACAUUUUUAAAACUUCAUAAUUCUGAUAGAUUUUUAGAAUUAAUUUAUCAUGAAAAUGAAGGUUGGUCAUGUAUUGAAAAUUCAACAAGUCAUCCACCAUCACAAGCUAAAAGACAAUUAGAAAUUGUUGAUUUUUUUGCAAAAUAUAUGAAUAGUAAUCUUUCAAAAGUUAGUGAAAAUGAAGAAAGAAAAGAAACAGUAUUUUUAAGACGUUAUACUAGAACAUCAGAAUUUAUAAUGUUUGAAAUGACCAAUGGUAAUUUCCAAUUUAAUUUUAAAGAUCAUCAUAAGAUUUGUGUAUCAAAGUCAGGAUUAGCAAUAACUCAUAUUUCACCAAAUAGAGUUACUCAAACUCAUCCAUUAAUAUUAAUUUUAAAAGAAGGUAAUUUCCCAACUAUUGAAGUACCUGAUUGUUUAGAAAAGAUUUCAAUUAUUAAAGAAGCCAUUAAAAAGAAGGCACUUAAAGAUGAUGUAUGA